Molecule: messenger RNA, 395 nt
Organism: Staurois parvus
Lineage: Eukaryota; Metazoa; Chordata; Amphibia; Anura; Ranidae
Source: the annotation of a GenBank genome assembly
CUGGAACCAAUCCCCUGUAUGGCUCUCUGCAGCAGCUCAAAGCUGGCUUAUUUUCCUCUUACUCCCACUGGCUUUCAGCUGCUGCAGGGACAUCCAUACAGGGGAUCGGUACCGGGAAUUUCCCCCCAGUGCACCCAUCACCCUUCCUGUGCACCAUACAUUUCCCCCUGCUACCCAGGCCCCCAUUAAGGUCGGCUUCCCUCCCCGGACCCCGCAUUCACUAUAUCCGCUCUCCCCGGACCCCGCAUUCACUAUAUCCGCUCUCCCCGGACCCCGCAUUCACUAUAUCCGCUCUCCCCGGACCCCGCAUUCACUAUAUCCGGUCUCCCCGAACCCCGCAUUCACUAUAUCCGCUCUCCCCGGACCCCGCAUUCACUAUAUCUGCUCUCCCACAA